This is a messenger RNA of Ostrea edulis (European flat oyster), 1105 nucleotides long. RefSeq names its product N-lysine methyltransferase KMT5A-A-like. The transcript has 5 exons. Gene Ontology annotation, molecular function: protein binding. The coding region runs from base 637 to 1005 and encodes 122 amino acids. NCBI's taxonomy places the organism in Eukaryota, Metazoa, Mollusca, Bivalvia, Ostreida, Ostreidae. The record is from RefSeq and is a predicted model, not a curated record.
UACUUGCCCUUGGGCAAGUGCAUUAAAAUUGUAUUUGUCAGUCCUUGUGACACUUUUUGUCAACUUUCCUAUGCACUCUGACUCUGCACCCAUAUGAAUGAAAUGAUACAAUUCAUGUCAUGACCUACCCUCUAGGUCAUAUCUUUAAGGUCACUAGAUCAUUUUUUGUUAAUUUCUUGUGUGUUCUAUAUCUCCAACUUAUUUAGGAUAUUUAAAACUUAUGUCAACACGAUGUGUCAUGACUUGCACUAUAAUCUACUUUGAGACAGUGCACACCUUUUUAUAUCCCAAUUUAUUGAGUGACUUUCUUGAGAUAUUAAAAGAUGGUUAGAUGACCAAGUGUUGACUGAUAUAUGAUGUUUUCAUUUUAUGUUUUUAUUUGUAACAGAAAGUAAAACGCCUGAAGCCUGAGGAAGAUGCCAAAUGGUGGUGUCAGGCUGGUCUUGACAAAGAUGGGUUCAAAGUAAAAUAUAUAUCUGACUAUAAAGGAUUUGGUGUAUUUGCCGAAAAAGACUUCAGAGCAGGGGAUUUUCUUCUAGAAUAUGUUGGAGAAAUAAUUACUGAAGAAGAGGCAUUUGAAAGGCAGAGAAAAUGUGAUGAAAAUAUUUUUUUUUUUACAAGAACAAAGGAAAAAGUAUGUGUAUUGAUGCUUCAUCAACUCAAGAUCAUAUAUGCCAGUAUGUCAAUGAUGGGAACAAGAUGGCUAAUGCUGUCAUGAAACUUUUGACUUUUGAGAGGCCUUGUCUAUGCUUGUUUGCUGUCAGAGAUAUUCAAGAGAAAGAAGAAAUACUGUAUAACUAUGGAGAUACUCAGAAUCUCUGGUGGAGAAAUAAGUGGAACAUACAUGUAAUGGAAACACAGAAAAUGAUGAAAAUGGACAGGGUGACUAUGAGGGAAGCAGUAGCUGCAGCAACCAAAGGAACAAGUCAGGCCAAUUUCAACCAAACUUGGCAAAACGUAUCAUUGCGCGAUGGGGAUUCAAGUGUGUUCAAAUGGUGCCCCUAGUCACAGGGUUCUGUGCUUAUGGGCCCAAAUGGUUAAAAAGGUACCAUUCUUAAAAAAUCAUCUUGUCAUAAAGCACUGGAGAGAAUGAUUUGAUAUUAUG